CACAAGUUUGUCUUCUCCUCACUCACUCACUCCCUUCCAUCCCACUCUCUCAAAAACCCAUUCACAAAUGCUAUCCCUCUACAACCACCCCACCACCACCACCACCACCACCACCACCAAUCUCAAAUCCCAUUUCCCUUCAAUAACCCAUCUCCGUCAUUCACCCACAUUCCCCAAACCCAAACCCAAAACCCUAACAAAAUCCCUUCUUCAAUGGAACCGCAAACCCCAACUCUCCGGCGAAACCCCCCGUGUCGUAGUAGUCACAUCCGGAAAAGGCGGAGUUGGUAAAACAACCACCACCGCUAACAUCGGCCUUUCUUUAGCCCGUUUAGGCUUCUCCGUCGUCGCCAUUGACGCCGACGUCGGAUUACGUAACCUUGACCUUUUAUUAGGUCUUGAGAAUCGAGUCAAUUACACCGUCGUUGAGAUUCUCAACGGGGAAUGUCGACUCGAUCAAGCUUUGGUUAGAGAUAAACGUUGGUCUAAUUUUGAAUUGCUUUGUAUUUCUAAACCUAGAUCUAAAUUGCCUAUUGGAUUUGGUGGAAAAGCUUUGACUUGGUUGGUUGAAGCUUUAAAAGCCCGGGGAGAUAAAACCGGUGGAAAUGGAACUGGAACCAAUGGUUCUGGUUCCGGUUCCAGUUCCACUGGUUCUGGCUGUCCGGACUUUAUCCUGAUCGAUUGCCCUGCAGGGAUUGAUGCGGGGUUUAUAACGGCGAUUACACCGGCUAAUGAAGCGGUUUUGAUAACAACGCCGGAUAUAACUGCGUUGAGGGAUGCGGAUAGAGUGACGGGAUUGUUGGAGUGUGAUGGGAUUAGGGAUAUUAAGAUGAUAGUGAAUAGGGUUAGGACGGAUAUGAUUAAAGGUGAAGAUAUGAUGUCGGUUUUGGAUGUGCAAGAGAUGUUGGGUUUGCCGUUGCUUGGUGUUAUACCAGAGGAUAGUGAGGUUAUAAGGAGUACAAAUAGAGGGUAUCCGCUUGUUUUGAAUAAGCCUCCUACUUUGGCUGGUUUGGCUUUUGAACAAGCUGCUUGGAGACUUGUGGAGCAGGAUAGUAUGCAAGCUGUUAUGGUUGAGGAAGAACCGAAAAGAGGGUUUUUCUCGUUUUUUGGUGGUUAAUGAUCAAUUGGGUUGUUUUUUGUUCUUUUAUUAGGUGCAAGCAAGUUUGUAAUGAAUGAUUUUCUAGUGUCUGAGGAAUAUUUUUUGAAGUGAAGUUUGUUUUGAAUUGUGUAUAGUUGGAAUUAGUAAAGCUUGUUUUCCUUUAAUAUGUUAAUUCAUGAUUUAUUGCUAUUAAUUGUUAGUAUUUUGAUUUUGGUAAUGUAAGGAUUAGUUGUAUCUGUAAACACUUCAGGUGAAGAUUUGUUGCCAUUAGUAAUACAAUGUUGUAGAUGGUUUAUCA
Medicago truncatula (barrel medic) is the source of this 1397-nucleotide messenger RNA. RefSeq names its product putative septum site-determining protein minD homolog, chloroplastic. The transcript has a single exon. Gene Ontology annotation, molecular function: ATP binding; ATP hydrolysis activity. Gene Ontology annotation, biological process: negative regulation of cell division. NCBI's taxonomy places the organism in Eukaryota, Viridiplantae, Streptophyta, Magnoliopsida, Fabales, Fabaceae. Bases 68 to 1117 code for a protein of 349 amino acids. Gene Ontology annotation, cellular component: cytosol; cytoplasmic side of plasma membrane. The record is from RefSeq and is a predicted model, not a curated record.